GUUCGGUUUAAAAGCGAUUCUUACGUCAGUGUGAGACUGAAGUCAGUUUAUCAGGUGUCUGCGAGUGAACAGUUUGAGUGCAGGUUGAUUAGCAGUGAGCUGUUAGCAAACAGCGUCGGGAAUGAUGAAUGUUCACAUGGAACAAAUCCACACAACAUCCAAUGUGCUCUUGUAUAUUCCCGCAUUGUCAUGUGAGAGUCAGAUGAGAUCGAGGAGGAGCGUGCGCGCGCGCGCAGCAGGGUUUCAUGUUCACCAUGGAUGGAUGGGUGACUGAGUGAGCGGGCCCACUGGACCCCACCUACAGAACGAGAACACGAACCACUACAAAAAGACACUAAAGCACAAAGACAAAGCUGAAAACCCCAUUUCAUAUGGACAACAGACAUCUACAGAGGAUCAACAAAGAUGAACCAGAAGCUCAGCCUGGAGGGCCAGGUGUACUCGGUGCCUCUCAUCCAGCCAGACCUGAGGAGAGAGGAGGCCGUCCAUCAGAUCGCAGAUGCAUUACUCUACUUGGAGACCAUCUCUACGGAUAUCUUCAGAAGGGUGUCUGAGAGUGUGGAGAAUAACCGGCGCCAGCUGCAGAGCGUCACCGACCGGAUCAGAUUCGCUCAGGCCCGUGUUGACAAGAUCAAAGGCAGUAAGAAGGCCACCAAGGUUUUCUCUAGUGCCAAGUACCCGGCCCCAGAUCGACUUCAGGACUACUCGUCUAUCUUUACUGGGGCUACAGACCCCUCCUCACAGACCCGCCCCCGACAUAGAAUACAGAACAAACUUCGGCCCUUUGAUGAGAAAGCCUUACAGGAGAAGUUGAUGCAUUUCCCAGUGUGCGUAGGCAACAAGAAGAAGUCUGAGGACGAGACAGAGGAAGGACUGGGAAGUCUGCCUCGCAACAUCUCAUCUGUCAGCUCCCUGUUGCUCUUUAAUACCACAGAGAACCUAUAUAAGAAGUACGUGUUCCUUGAUCCUCUGGCGGGAGCAGUGACUAAAACACACAUGACACUAGAGACGGAAAAAGCAGAGAAACCGUUCGACGCUCCAUUGUCCAUUACUAAGAGAGAACAACUAGAAAGACAGACAGCAGAAAGUUAUUUUUAUGUGCCAGACCUGGGCGAGGUGCCCGAGAUUGAUGUGCCAUCUUACCUACCUGACCUGCCGGGCAUAGCCGACGACCUGUCCUACAGCGCAGACCUCGGGCCUGGCUUUGCCCCGUCAGGACCUACUCACAACAUCCCGGAGCUGCCCUCCUUCCCUGAAGAAAGCAAUGCACUAGGAUCUCAGCUCCAGCCUAAUGCUCCACUUCUGCCGCCACCCCCUCCUCCCCCCCCUCCUCCCGAACCUGCCCUGUCUUCUGCUAGUCCUGCAGGAGCUCCCCCUCCUCCACCUCCCCCACCCCCUCCUCCCGUCGACAGCCCAACAGCAGUCCCUCGACUGCCAAGUUCAGGUCCCAUGUCUGGUACUCCCAGCGAGGUGGUCCAGCCGUCAGACGGCCGCGCCAGUCUGCUGGAGUCUAUCCGCAACGCCGGAGGCAUAGGCAAAGCCCAGUUACGCAACGUCAAAGGGCGCAAGAUGGAGAAGAAGAAACAGAAGGAGCAGGAGCAAGCAGUGGGAGCGGCGUCAAGUGGUGGAGACUUCAUGUCUGAUCUCUUCAACAAACUUGCUAUGCGAAGGAAAGGUAUAUCUGGUAAGGGUCCUGCAGGUGGAGAGUCGAGUGAUGCUCCCCCAGGUACCGGCGGCGCAUUUGCUAGGAUGUCAGACGUCAUCCCACCACUUCCUGCACCACAUUCAGCAACAGACGACGACGACUGGGAAGCAUAAUGCAUUGGACAAUGAACACUUAAAGCACUGAUGUAAAAUGUACAGUAAUUUUCCUCGAAAUGCCAGUGAUGAGUGCAUCAAAGUAGUUGAACAAAGCCUUACUGAUGAUAAAACAAUUUAUUGAUAUCAUAUUAAUUGUAAACAUUUUCAUGAAAUUAACAGAUGUCAUCAGAACAGAUCACAGAAACAUCUCUCUAACACCUUUCAUUAUCAUUAAAUAAAAGUAUUUUUUUUCAUUACA
Scophthalmus maximus (turbot) is the source of this 2059-nucleotide messenger RNA. RefSeq names its product WAS protein family homolog 1 (gene wash1). Lineage: Eukaryota; Metazoa; Chordata; Actinopteri; Pleuronectiformes; Scophthalmidae. Gene Ontology annotation, molecular function: gamma-tubulin binding; actin binding; alpha-tubulin binding. The transcript is spliced from 11 exons. The coding region runs from base 406 to 1818 and encodes 470 amino acids. Gene Ontology annotation, cellular component: early endosome; recycling endosome; WASH complex. Gene Ontology annotation, biological process: Arp2/3 complex-mediated actin nucleation; retrograde transport, endosome to Golgi; endocytic recycling. The record is from RefSeq and is a predicted model, not a curated record.